Molecule: messenger RNA, 4563 nt
Organism: Eucalyptus grandis
Lineage: Eukaryota; Viridiplantae; Streptophyta; Magnoliopsida; Myrtales; Myrtaceae
Product: rust resistance kinase Lr10
Exons: 3
Coding region: 103-2136 (677 amino acids)
Biological process (GO): protein phosphorylation
Molecular function (GO): ATP binding; polysaccharide binding; protein kinase activity
Source: RefSeq, a predicted model, not a curated record
CACCUAGCUUAUCUUUUCGAUCAUGUAUCAUCCCUUCCUUCGUCGAGCUUCCACCUCAGUUUCCCAGCUAAGACUUCCAUUCUUGCAUCGCGAAGUAGAGAGAUGAUUAACGCUUUCAGCUUCAUAUUUAUGUACCGUGUUUUUUUGCUCAUAUUACAUGUUCUACUAUUAGGAUCGAGAUGCAGUGCAAAGAAAAAUCACUUCUGUGCCGCUUCAUCUUGUGGUGAGAUCCGCAACAUAAGUUAUCCUUUUCGAUUGAGAAGCGAUCCAAAACGCUGCGGCCUCUCUAGGUAUGAGCUAGCUUGUGAAAAUAAUCAUACUGUUCUAUAUUUACAUGCUGGUCGAUAUUAUGUGAAGUCGAUCCACUACCGUUACCAUGAUUACAAAAAUAACUUCAGAGGUGACAUAACGGUGGUUGACGAUGGUCUAGAGAAGAGUAAUUGCUCGUCCCUCCCUCGUUACUCUUUGGCGGACACCAACUUCAGUGGAAAUGAUGUCUACUCUCCUUAUUACCAAGACCUAGUGGUCUUCAUGAAGUGCUCACUGCCCAUUGCUUCUACUUCGUAUGUUGAUACCAAGCUGUGUAUCGAUGGUGCAUACUCUGCCGGCAGGCCUCCCAACUUUUCCCAAACGAAGUUGUACACAUACGCUUUUCAUGGUCAUGGAUCUGAUGCAUUAAGAGCACUGGACAUCCAGGAUACUUGCACUAUAACUAUGAUGGCAUUCGCAUCGGUCCGUAGCUUGGGCAGGGAAAUGGAUCGUGUGAGCUUAUCCUACGAGGAACUCCACGGCAUGAUGACCGAGGGAUUCAAUCUCGCCUAUAUAGAAUUCAAUUCGCCAGUUGGAACGCUUCGAUUUUGCUUCCUGGGUUUCACAUAUCGUCCGGGGAGGUGCAGUUACUAUAACUCCAAUAGUUCUAUGCAGGCGGCACUUGCGCUUUAUGCAGCUCCUUAUGUACCCUUUUUCUUAGUGCAAAUCAUCACAGCAAAAUUCAUACUCGGAGCUCCGUGUGUAUUGAUAUUUUUAAUCUAUAAGUGGAUGAGAAGGCACCGAGCAAUGGAUGGAAACAUUGAAGAAUUCCUUCAAGCUCAUAACAACUUUUUUCCCGUAAGAUACUCUUACUCAGAUAUCAAGAAAAUCACGAAAAAUUUCAAACACAAAAUAGGGGAAGGAGGAUAUGGCUCUGUGUACAAAGGUAUACUUAGAAGUGGUAAUGAAGUUGCGGUUAAGAUUUUGAAUAGACCAAAAUCUAAUGGCCAAGAUUUUAUAAGCGAAGUGGCUACUAUUGGAAGGAUCCACCAUGUAAAUGUGGUGGAACUUGUUGGUUUUUGCUUUAACAACUCUAAACAAGCUCUCGUGUACGAUUUCAUGUCAAAUGGAUCUUUGGAUAAGCACAUUUUCUCUAAAGAUGACGACGAUUCUCUUGAUUAUAAGAAAAUAUAUGAGAUCUCUCUUGGUGUGGCUAGGGGGAUAGAAUAUUUACAUCGGGGAUGCAAUAUGCAAAUUCUACACUUUGAUAUCAAGCCUCACAAUAUUCUUCUAGAUCAAAAUUUUACCCCGAAAGUUUCUGAUUUCGGGCUUGCAAGACUUUAUCCUGCGGACCACAGUAUUGUGCCGUUGACUACUGCAAGAGGAACAUUGGGAUAUAUGGCUCCUGAGCUAUUCUACAAGUACAUUGGUGGUGUCUCAUAUAAAGCUGAUGUUUAUAGUUUUGGGAUGUUGCUAAUGGAAAUGGCAAGUAGGAGGAAAAAUGCAAAGAAUGUUGAGCGUUCAAGUCAAACUUAUUUCCCUUUGUGGGUCUAUGAUCAACUCAGCAAAGAGAGCGAGAUUGAAAUGGAAGAAGUAGAAGGGGAAAGGGAGCUAAUUAGAAAGAUGGUAAUAGUUGCCCUUUGGUGUAUACAGUUAAUCCCCGACAAUCGGCCAUCAAUGAGUAAAGUCCUAAACAUGCUUGAAGGAGAUAUUGAUAAAUUGCAACUGCCUCCGAAACCUCUUCUAUAUCCAUCUGAGAAGCCAUUUGAUGAUGUCAACGAUGAAACAGAACUUGAAUCAUUCUCAACCACAUCAAGUGCUGCAAUAACUUCUGAAGGAUUCCAAUUUCAGGAUAGCAAUGAGAUAACAAUAGCGUGGAAUGUGUGAUUUUCUUUUCUUCCAUGUAAUUCGUGAAUCGUAUGUGAUUUGUUAGCGUUUGUCGCAUCCUGUGUUUUGCAGAAGAAUUGCCUCAUUGGCUAUCUGUUUACAUUUCCUGUUUCCUGAGUGCUCCUGAUAUGACAGACCAAGCUCGACUUGUAUUUAGCGAGGAGUCUCUCUCUCUCUCCUCUGCGGUUCUCCACCGUCCAAUAUCAAGCUCUCGCCCCUCGACCGCCGCCUGAUCACCCACCUUGAUGUCGGCCACCUCCCUGCGGAGCAAUACCUCACCUUCUCUCUCCUUCUCAAGUCCUGCAUUCGCUCCCGCGAGUUCCCGCUCGGGAGGCGCGUCCAUUGCGCGCUCGCUCGAUCCCAGCUUGAGCCCGACUCGGCGAUUUUCAAAUCGCUCAUCAGUCUCUAUUCAAAAUGCAAUGACUGGCCUGAGGCGGAGUGAACCUUAGGGAUUUGGUUUCUUGGAGUUCCGUUAUCUCUUGCUAUGCCGAUAACCACAUCCGUUCUAAGCAGUCGAUACUUCGGCCCAAAAAAAAAAAAAAAAAGGUGGAUACUUUCGUUCAUAUGCUUGAAGAUGGUCUUUUCCCUCGAGCUUGUUCGGUUCCGAUGAAUGCAUCAAUUGGUGAUAGGCAUCUUGAUUCUGAUGUGUGUGUUUGGCAGGCAUUAAUUGACAUGUUUGCAAAGUGUAGUGCUGAUUUGAUUUCAGCUCGUAAGUUGUUUGAGAAAAUGCCUGAGAGGAAUGUGGUCGCAUGGACUUUAAUGAUGACAAGAUGUACUCAGUUGGGUUGUCCAAAGAAUGCUGUUGAUUUGUUUUUGGAUAUGCUGGCAAGUGGGCUGUGCCGGAUAGACUUACACUUACAGCUGUUUCGUCGGCAUGUUCCAGGUUGGAGCUACUAUCCCUUGGGGUGCAAUUGCAUUCCUGGAUUAUGUGGUCUGGAUUGGCUUCAGAUGCCUGCAUUGGAUGCAACUUGGUGGACAUGUACGUGAAGUCUGUAGCAAGUGGAUCACUUCAUGAUUCGAGAAAGGUGUUUGACCGGAUGCAAGAUUAUAAAAUGAUGUCUUGGACAAGUGAUUUUACAUUUGCCAGCCUUUUAAGUGGAGUUGCCUGCAUCAGCACUAUUGGUAAGGGAGAGCAAAUCAAUGUGAGGGUGGUAAAAUCAGGGCUCGACUCAAGUCAGUGCAUUUUUAAUGGUUCAAUCUCUAUGUGGAAACAUAGAAGCUGCUUUUCGAGUUUUCCAUGAGAGGAGAGAAAAAUAUUAUAAAUUGGACUUCAAUGAUCAAUGGUUUUGCAAAACAUAAAUUUGCGACGAGAGCUCCAGUCACAUUCCAUAAACUGCUUGAGGCUGGUGUGAGGCCAAAUGAGAUCACCUAUGUUGCUGUUUUAUCCUCUUGUAGCCAUGUGGAUUUGGUAUCUGAUGGAUGGAAACACUUUAGAUCAAUGUAGACAGAUUAUGGAAUCGUGCCCAGAAUCGAGUACUGUGCAUGCAUGGUGGACUUAUUGGGAAGAUCGGGCUUCCUUGUCAAAGCCCUUAAGUUUAGAAAUGCUAUGCCUUUCAGGGCUGUUACAAUGGUCUGGCAUACAUUUCUUGGAGCUUGCCAAGUUCACAGCAACGUUGAACUUGCAAAACAAGAAGCUGCAAUGAUUUUUAAGCAGGAGCCAGAUGACCUUGUUGAUAAUGUUUUGCUAUCAAAUCUGUAUGCAUCAGCUGGUCUAUGGGAAGAUGCAGCGCCAAUCAGGAAGAGGAUAAAACUGAAAAAUCUUACAAAAGAAGCUGGUUGAAGCUGGAUUGAAGUGAAAAGUAUAGUUCACAAGUUUUAUACAUCACACCCGGAGGCUCAGGAGAUCUAUGACGAAGGGGACCAAUUGGCUAGUCGUAUAAAGAAACUUGGUUAUGUUCUCAAUAUUGAAUUUGUUCUUCAUGAUGUGGAAGGAGGGACAGAAGGAACAAUAUUUGUUCCAGCACAGUGAAAAAAUUGCCGUUGUUUUUGGCCUUUAAGCACCUCCAGUCUAAACCUGUCUGGGUGUUUAAGAAUCGUAGCAUUUGCGGAGAUUGUCAUUGUGCAAUCAAGUGUAUCUCCAUGGCAACCGGAAGUUCUAUAGUUGUAAGGGAUGCAAACCCGGUUCCACCCUUUUACGGACAGAACAUGCUCAUGCAAUGACUACUGGUGAGAUCCUUCUUAAUUUGUCCCAUUCAUUGUCUAUGCAUCGAAUCUCUGUUUUAGAAUUUUCUCCCUUGCACCCGUGUUACUUGAACUAGGAUCCAUUACGCUCUUUGUAAGCCCAAGAAUUGUAAAUGUCAUGUUCUGAAAUGUAUAUAGAUAUGGUCGUACUACUGUCAAAAUACCAAGCGGAAGGCCCCAAAUGGAUCUUGCCAACUUUCGGCAAUAUGAUUCGUGGAAUCUAAAACAGUCACGCUUUUUGCCUAA